ACCUGGACCUGCUCCCUCGCUAAAACAUCAAUGUAUCAACUUGGACCUGCUUCCUCCCUGCAACAUCAAUGUAUCAACCUGGACCUGCUCCCUCCCUCCCUGCAACAUCAAUGUAUCAACCUGGACCUGCUCCCUCCCUCCCUGCAACAUCAAUGUAUCAACCUGGACCUGCUCCCUCCCUCCCUGCAACAUCAAUGUAUCAACCUGGACCUGCUCCCUCCCUCCCUGCAACAUCAAUGUAUCAACCUGGACCUGCUCCCUCCCUGCAACAUCAAUGUAUCAACCUGGACCUGCUUCCUCCCUGCAACAUCAAUGUAUCAACCUGGACCUGCUCCCUCGCUAAAACAUCAAUGUAUCAACUUGGACCUGCUUCCUCCCUGCAACAUCAAUGUAUCAACCUGGACCUGCUCCCUCUCUCCCUUCAACAUCAAUGUAUCAACCUGGACCUGCUUCCUCCCUGCAACAUCAAUGUAUCAACCUGGACCUGCUCCCUCGCUAAAACAUCAAUGUAUCAACUUGGACCUGCUUCCUCCCUGCAACAUCAAUGUAUCAACCUGGACCUGCUCCCUCCCUGCAACAUCAAUGCAUCAACCUGGACCUGCUCCCUCCCUGCAACAUCAAUGUAUCAACCUGGACCUGCUUCCUCCCUCCCUGCAACAUCAAUGUAUCAACCUGGACCUGCUCCCUCCCUGCAACAUCAAUGUAUCAACCUGGACCUGCUCCCUCCCUGCAACAUCAAUGUAUCAACCUGGACCUGCUCCCUCCCUCCCUGCAACAUCAAUGUAUCAACCUGGACCUGCUCCCUCCCUGCAACAUCAAUGUAUCAACCUGGACCUGCUCCCUCCCUGCAACAUCAAUGUAUCAACCUGGACCUGCUCCCUCCCUCCCUGCAACAUCAAUGUAUCAACCUGGACCUGCUCCCUCCCUGCAACAUCAAUGUAUCAACAUGGACCUGCUCCCUCCCUCCCUGCAACAUCAAUGUAUCAACCUGGACCUGCUCCCUCCCUGCAACAUCAAUGUAUUAACCUGGACCUGCUCCCUCCCUCCCUGCAACAUCAAUGUAUCAACCUGGACCUGCUUCCUCCCUGCAACAUCAAUGUAUCAACCUGGAUCUGCUCCCUCCCUCCCUGCAACAUCAAUGUAUCAACCUGGACCUGCUCCCUCCCUGCAACAUCAAUGUAUCAACCUGGACCUGCUUCCUCCCUGCAACAUCAAUGUAUCAACCUGGACCUGCUCCCUCCCUCCCUGCAACAUCAAUGUAUCAACCUGGACCUGCUCCCUCCCUGCAACAUCAAUGUAUCAACCUGGACCUGCUUCCUCCCUGCAACAUCAAUGUAUCAACCUGGACCUGCUUCCUCCCUGCAACAUCAAUGUAUCAACCUGGACCUGCUCCCUCCCUGCAACAUCAAGACAGACAUUCCUUUAAACAAGAGGAAAGUUCUCUGUCUGAGUGCAUCUGAAAACAUCGAUCAGUUUGGCCAGGGGAGAACUCCAG
Coregonus clupeaformis (lake whitefish) is the source of this 1495-nucleotide messenger RNA. RefSeq lists its product as uncharacterized. Lineage: Eukaryota; Metazoa; Chordata; Actinopteri; Salmoniformes; Salmonidae. The coding region runs from base 69 to 1025 and encodes 318 amino acids. The transcript is spliced from 2 exons. The record is from RefSeq and is a predicted model, not a curated record.